Scutellospora calospora is the source of this 902-nucleotide messenger RNA. The record is from the annotation of a GenBank genome assembly. Lineage: Eukaryota; Fungi; Glomeromycota; Glomeromycetes; Diversisporales; Gigasporaceae.
AUAUGUUGAAGGCCAAUGAUAAAAAAAUAGAUGUCAAUAAUUUAAAUCUUGAUCGCUCAUAUACCCUUGAAGAAUUCGAAGUUAUCAACGACCAGGUCAAAACACGCACACUAGAAAUUGACGGACAUCCCGUCAACCUUUUUGAUCUCGACAAAAAUGGCAAGCUUAUCCCUAUGCCACAAUCAUCUUACUCAAGAGAAAAGGUUGUUGCUGAGAUUGUUAAACAACUCGGUAACUGGAAUGUCUGGACACAGCAAAAUGGGGGCGUUACCUCAUCACAAGGAGGAUUCGAUUUUGAUGUUGGGAGUGGUAAAACAAUUAGAGCGCCUGAUAUUGCUUAUACACCCAAAGAAAUAGAUCGUAAAUUGAAUGCACAACAGAAUUGGAGUUUUAAAGGUGAUCCUUUCACCCCUAUAUUUGUUAUCGAAGUUGAAAGUAUUUUAACUCAUUCAAAGUUUGAGGAACUUGAUAAAAAAUUCAAUGAUGUAUACUUCGCGGAGGGGACUUCUAAAGAUGUUAAUGCUAAGGAUUUUUUACCAAGGUUUAUUUUAGAAAUAUGGAAAAUUGAGCAUGUAAUUUCACAGCGAGAAUCGGUAUCACCUGAACCAACUGAAAAUAAUACACCACACAAUUGUCCUUACUGUUCAGAAACCUUGCUAACUACAAAGUUAACUCAAACAGAAAAUGCCGAGCUCAAGAAUGAAAUUGUAAAAUUAAAACGAGCUGUUAAGAAUAUUGAAAAGCAAAAUCGAACAGUUACUAAUAAUUUAACCCCACAAGGCCUGCUUUCACAGAAAUCUCCAGAAUAUUCCACUCCAUUACCUAGCAAGCAUUGCUCAAAUGGUGAAAAUGCGCAGAUUAAAGAUUCUUCAACUCGCCACGAAGCGGAUCAAUCAGCAUAG